AUGCGUUUCAACAGAAAGCAUCUUACUACAGCUCCAGGGAUGGACACAGCAUGCUCGACCACCAAGAAACUCAAGGUUCUCAUCUUGUUGCUACUCGUCUCUCAUCUGGCCUGUGACGCUCAGGGGGUUGCCAACUGUUGCAAACAGAAAUCCCACUCCUGCCGUCUUUACGUCCUGCUCUGUCGCUCAGGUAAUGGGAUGGGGACAAGGGGACCCCUCACUGAUGACGCAGCCGCUGGAAUCCUCACACUCGGUAAACGGAAAGAAACUGAUGAACAUCGCUUCCAGAACCGGUUGAAUCAGCUACUCCACGGGUCACGGAACCAAGCGGCGGGAAUCUUGACGAUGGGGAAGAGGACCGAAGACACAGCAGAACCGCUCAUGUGCUUUUUUCCAAUUUUAGAGACGACCCCCACUACCACGGCCCAGUUGGUUUUACAACUACCAUUCAAGUGA
This is a messenger RNA of Oncorhynchus masou masou (cherry salmon), 456 nucleotides long. It is a transcript of the gene hcrt, whose product is annotated as hypocretin (orexin) neuropeptide precursor. Gene Ontology annotation, biological process: temperature homeostasis; eating behavior; sleep. NCBI's taxonomy places the organism in Eukaryota, Metazoa, Chordata, Actinopteri, Salmoniformes, Salmonidae. The transcript has 2 exons. Gene Ontology annotation, molecular function: type 1 orexin receptor binding; type 2 orexin receptor binding; neuropeptide hormone activity. The record is from RefSeq and is a predicted model, not a curated record. Gene Ontology annotation, cellular component: perinuclear region of cytoplasm. Bases 1 to 456 code for a protein of 151 amino acids.